AUGGACAGAAGUUGGAUGUUUGUUAGAGAUAGGUUUCACAACCCUGACUUCACCAAUGGUUUAAAAACAUUUCUGGAUGCUGCGAAACAACACCUAGAUCAUGAAAAUAAGACGCGUUUCCCCUGUGUUAAAUGUCAAAAUGCCUUGCCGUGUCUUUCUCUACUCGAGAUACGCAGACAUAUACUUGUAAAUGGGUUUGCACAAUAUUACACGACAUGGACUGAGCACGGGGAAGAUUUUGUUGAUGUCGCAGACGACCAAAUGUAUGAGGAUUUUGAAAGUGACAGCGAUGAUGAUGAUGAUGACAAUGCUGCGAUGUUGGACAUGUUAAAUGAUGUCCAAGGGGCUAUAAGUAUGGAGACAGAUGAUGAGAACGAUAUUUAUGUUAACAAAUAUGAUUAUUUGUUUAAUGAAGCUCAACGAGAACUGUACCCGGGUUGUGCAUCCAUACCAACAUCGAACUAUGAAGCCAAAAAUAUGUUGCUAGAAUUGGGCUUGGGGUAUGAAUCCAUACAUGCAUGCAAGUAUGACUAUGCACUGUUUUAUGGGAAAGAGAAUAAGAAACUGGAUGAAUGUCCAGUGUGCAAGGAGCCGAGAUACAAGUCUUGUGAUGGCAAACGCAAGAAAGUUCCACAAAAAUUCUUGCGUUAUUUUCCUUUGAAGCCGAGACUUCGGAGAUUGUAUAUGUCGAGACAUACAGCGACUGAAAUGAAAUGGCAUAAAAAAAGAAGACAAAAUAAAGAGGGUUUCCUACGACAUCCAGCUGAUUCUGCCGAGUGGAAACACUUUGAUCAAGAGUAUCCUGAUUUUGCUGCAGAUUGUCGAAAUGUGAGGUUGGGGCUUGCUAUAGAUGGUUUUAAUCCAUUUGGAAACAUGAGCACUAGUUAUAGUAUGUGGCCAGUUAUGCUAGUGUCGUACAAUCUGCCUCCUUGGAAAUGCAUGAAAGGAGUGUAUUCAAUGAUGUCAUUACUCAUACCUGGUCCUCGAGCACCUGGGAAAGACAUUGAUGUGUAUCUUCGUCCAUUAAUAGACGAAUUAAAAGAAUUAUGGUAUAUUAGAGUUGAAACUUUUGAUGCUUCUGUUAGGAGAAAUUUUAAUUUGCGGGCAUGUGUAUUGUGGACUAUAAAUGAUUUUCCUGCUUACGGAAAUUUAUCUGGGUGGAGCACAAAAGGAUUAUUUUCUGGGGAUGACAUAUUGCGGCAAUUAGAUCGUGUUUAUAAAGCUAGGCCUGGAAAACAUUCUGACAAUCCUGAUUUAAAGCGACACCGUGAGCCUCAUGAGCUAAACUGGACUAGAAAGAGUAUUCUUUUUGAGUUAGAGUAUUGGUCCAAGCUCAGGUUGAGACAUAAUAUUGAUGUGAUGCAUGUUGAAAAAAAUAUAUGUGAUAGUGUCAUUGGUACUUUGUUGAAUAUAGAUGGGAAAACAAAAGACACCAACAAGGCUCGUUUGGACUUGGCAGAUAGGAAGAUAAGAAAAGAAUUGCAUCUCACACGUCAAGGGAAUAAAUUGAAGAAGACUCAUGCUAGAUAUGUUUUAAAAUUGGAAUACCGUAGGCUGUUUUGUAAGUUCCUCAAAGUUGUCAAAUUUCCUGAUGGAUAUGCUGCCAAUAUUUGCAAAAAUGUGAACAUUGUCGAUGGGAAGAUACAUAAUUUAAAAAGUCAUGAUUGCCAUGUUUUACUUCAACGCCUCCUCCCAGUUGGUAUUCGUUCAUAUUUGGACAAGGAUGUGUGCACUGCAAUUGUUGAGCUGGCCAUUUUUUUCCAACAGAUAUGUGCAAAAACUUUAAAGGUGUCAGACUUGGAAAGAAUGGAGAAGGAUAUUGUUAUAAUAUUGUGCAAAUUAGAGAGAAUUUUUCCACCAGCUUUUCUUGAUGUAAUGGUUCACUUGGCAGUCCAUUUACCUCGUGAAGCUUUGCUUGGUGGUCCAGUUACCUAUCGGUGGAUGUAUCCUAUUGAAAGAAAUUUAGGAACAUAUAAAAAGUAUGUUACAAAUAAAGCUCGACCUGAAGGUUCUAUUGCAGAAGCAUAUAUUGUCAAUGAAGCAGUGUCAUUUUGUUCUAUGUAUUUUUGUGAGAUUGAAACCCGUAUCAAUCGGGCAGAACGAAAUGUCGAUGUAGAAGAUGACCAAGUAGUAGAUGGUUUAUCGAUUUUCUCUCAGAAAGUUCGUUCAUUCUACAGAAAAAAAUAUAUAUUACUAGACCGGAAGGAAGUGAAUAAAGCUCAUUGA
Messenger RNA from Asparagus officinalis (garden asparagus), 2226 nucleotides. RefSeq lists its product as uncharacterized. Bases 1 to 2226 code for a protein of 741 amino acids. The record is from RefSeq and is a predicted model, not a curated record. The transcript has 3 exons. Lineage: Eukaryota; Viridiplantae; Streptophyta; Magnoliopsida; Asparagales; Asparagaceae.